Molecule: messenger RNA, 368 nt
Organism: Amyelois transitella
Lineage: Eukaryota; Metazoa; Arthropoda; Insecta; Lepidoptera; Pyralidae
Gene: EH
Product: eclosion hormone
Exons: 3
Coding region: 102-368 (88 amino acids)
Biological process (GO): ecdysis, chitin-based cuticle; neuropeptide signaling pathway
Molecular function (GO): ecdysis-triggering hormone activity
Source: RefSeq, a predicted model, not a curated record
UUUGAAUUCUCAAGCUUUACCCAAAGAGUGGUCGAAGGCGGUCGGUGUAGUAACCUUGGAUUUUAAUUGAUGCAUCGGAUUGUUACGAUAAUCAUACCAAAAUGGCAAGCAGGAUGACGUCCACUCUCCUUCUGAUCGCAAUGAUCACUCUACUCUUUAGCAUUGGACACGUGAAAAGUAAUCCAGCUAUUGCAACCGGUUACGACCCAUUGGAAAUUUGCAUCGAAAAUUGCGCGCAAUGCAAGAAAAUGCUCGGGGCUUGGUUCGACGGGCCGCUGUGUGCCGAAUCCUGCAUCAAGUUCAAGGGAAAACUCAUUCCAGAGUGCGAAAACUUCGCGUCCAUCUCGCCUUUUCUUAACAAACUUUGA